CAAGACGGCUCCGAUCUAUGCUCCGUUGGUGGUCUAGACACAGCCAUCUCUCAUCAUCACAACGCGGCUUCCCUUACAAGGUUCGACACAGAUAACAAGGACUUUGACCAAAGACUGGCCACAGUCAUUGGACAAGGCGAAGCGGGAGGUUUUGAGAAGGGCUUCUGGGAGCAUCACGACAGCUUAAAUAGAUGGACUCUCAAAUUCAACGAAAAGAUCGUAGAAGACGAAUACAGGGCCCAUUUUGCAGACUCAGGUGACCGCCACGUUCCCUAUAAGACUCCCCUGGACGUCGCUUGCCGAGAUCAACUUGAACAUUCUACGCAGUACCGCUAUUCAGGCGUCUUUAUAGACAUACUAGUGGCUGCGCUGCUUUUGGUAGUCGUUUCCAUUGCCGUCUUUAUGUCGUCAUCAGAGAUACCGUUGUCGUUUAUUGUUUACUUCUGUAUUGCUAUUACCGUCGUCACUGCUGCCAUCGGCCUUAUAGGUAUUCCUCUUCUCAGUAGAAAAACACUUUUGCCAUGUGUGAACCUAUGGCAGCCGCGACACAUCAUUGGUGCUGUACUGAUCGCAUUACCGUUUGGAGUGGCGGUUUGUGUGAUGCCGUUGUGCAUACUCGAUGAGUGCCCUGCCACACCUUUGAUGCCAAGUCGACUGCUUUUCUCGUACAUCAUGAUCGUCGCAUUGUUUGCUCAUUGUAAUUUCUCACAACUUGGAGCAUGGCCGAAGACUAUUCAAUGCAUUAUCGUAGGAAUGAUUCAUAUUUCGGCCGUCUAUUAUUGUCAAGCUAAUAUUCUUCGGCUACUUCCACAGGUACGGUUCAAUUUAGAAAAACCAUUUGACAACGAACUUCGAAAAUUGAAGGAAACGAGGAAAAAUACGAGUACUGGCUUUUUCGAUACGUCAUUCGCUUCAUCAUUUUUCAUUUGGGAAAUGUUACUUGACGUGAUUCUAUCGAUCAUUCUUGUCGGCUUUCUCAAUUAUCAGUUUGAAGCCGCUUUUCGGAUGUCGUUCUAUGGAGACGUGCAAGCCAGACGGGACACUCAGCGCAUGCAGAUAGUACGAGAUCAGGCCGACUGGCUGCUCAAUAACGUCAUCCCAGCGCAUGCAGUUGAAAGUCUUAAAACGGACACUAAAUACAGUGAAAACCAUGAGUCAACUGCCGUACUGUUCGCAAGUAUAACGAAUUGGAACGACAUGUAUGAGGAAAAUUUCGAAGGAGGACGCGAAUUUUUGAGAGUGUUGAAUGAGGUGAUCGGAGACUUCGAUGAGCUUCUUGAUCGGCCGGAGUUCUGUCAUAUUGAAAAGAUCAAAACGAUCGGAGCAGCGUAUAUGGCAGCAAGUGGAUUGAAUCCGGAACGAAAACGAAACAUGGAACAUCCAAAGGAACACCUCUACCAGAUGGUCGAAUUUGCACUGGCUAUUCAACAUGUUCUGUCUGUUUUCAAUGAAGACCUACUCAACUUCGAUUUUGUUUGCAAAUUGGGACUGAACAUUGGACCGGUAACGGCUGGUGUUAUCGGAACUACAAAACUUUAUUAUGAUAUCUGGGGCGAUACUGUGAACAUUGCUUCGAGGAUGUACAGCACUGGAGUGCUCAAUAGAAUCCAGGUUUCCGCCCAUACCCGAGAAAUUUUGCUGGAUCGAUACGAAUUUGAGUACAGGGAUCACAUUGAAGUAAAAGGAAUCGACGGCGGUAUGGAUACGUAUUUGCUGGUUGGACGAAGAACUGACCAUAUACCGCCAGCCAUUUCUGAUCACGGUAGCUCUGCUGCUGACUAG
This is a messenger RNA of Haemonchus placei, 1782 nucleotides long. NCBI's taxonomy places the organism in Eukaryota, Metazoa, Nematoda, Chromadorea, Rhabditida, Trichostrongylidae. The record is from the annotation of a GenBank genome assembly.